Phyllotreta striolata is the source of this 201-nucleotide messenger RNA. The record is from the annotation of a GenBank genome assembly. Lineage: Eukaryota; Metazoa; Arthropoda; Insecta; Coleoptera; Chrysomelidae.
AUGAGAGUAUUCGUAAUGAGUUUAUUCGUUGUUUUGCUGGUCGCUAUGUUUUGCAGUGGCUCGCCAAUCUUGAAGUCCAUAGUCUCACCUACACCAAGUUCUAUUCCUCCCAGAAAUGUUGCUGCUGUGAAUUCUCAUCAACAAACAGCCAAUUGUAAUGGUUUUCCGUUUCCGAAUCCACCGAGAAACAGAACAAACUAG